Messenger RNA from Symbiodinium sp. CCMP2592, 2196 nucleotides. The record is from the annotation of a GenBank genome assembly. Lineage: Eukaryota; Dinophyceae; Suessiales; Symbiodiniaceae.
AUGCAAGCAUUAUAUUUGCUUCUUUGGAGGAAAAGGGAUGGAAGGGUUUUUGCAAGGUUGCCCGGACCUUCGCUGAGGCAGCGGAGCGCACUCAAGAAGGACGAUGAUGGCCGGACUCCACUCCACGAAGCAGCGGGCAAGUCCCACACUGAUGUCGCAAAGGUGCUGCUGGAAGCCGGCGCAGACCCCAACAUCAAGGACGAUGAUGGCCGGACUCCACUCCACGAAGCAGCGGGCAAGUCCCAGGCUGAUACCACGAAGGUGGUGCUGAAAGUUGGCACACACCGAAUCUUCAAGGACGGCCACCUGGUAGAAUCUCAUUCGUGGAAUACGUUGGGCCACGACCAGCAACACUCUGACAGCAUGGUGACGGUGAUGACGCUGCUGGUGAAAGCUGGCGCAGACCUAAACAUCAAGGACGGCCGAGGCGAGACGCCACUGCACAAAGCAGUGCGCCAAAACCACCUGGAGGCUGCAAAGAUCCUCUUGGCAGCCGGUGCAGACCUAAACGCCAAGGACCAGGACGGCCAGACGCCGCUUUACGAAGCUGCUGACAAUGGAUGCCUACAGACCGAAGUUUUCCUGCUGCAAAGCGGUGCCGAGUGGAAUGCGGAGGACCACAAUGGCAUCACUCCACUCGGCUUGGCUGCAAAGGACAUCGUCCACGACGGCGGCUGCGCCGUGGUCUUCGCAGAGCAAUGGCUGAUAGCAGGAGGCGACAUCUCUCGGGACAUCCCAGAUACCUGGGAUGCGCAGCGGAGCUGCAUUUUCCGAGUCAUGCCUUACGGAGAGAAGCUGGCCAUGGCACGCCGUGACUGGCUCACAUAUCUAGUGCCGGCUGCAGGUUUCGCAGCGGCAUGUUUGUUCGUGCUGGCCGAAGGCUGCAUCCUGCACUGGACCACGAAGGCUGGCUACCAUGCCGUGUCAGAUGACGCGGAUCCAUUCGUAGCCGGGGCCCGACUGAGAAUCGCCAAAGCCCGUACCGAAGGGAAGGCCCUACUUCUUGUCUUCCGCAUGGUGGAAGUAGCGGCCAUGGGAAGCUUCGUCAUGGGCUUUGGGAUGCUUCUCUUUUACUGGAUUCUGUGGGUGCCGCUGUGUUUCACGAUGUUUGCAUUGCCAGCAUACCUGCAGCACGGCCUGCAAAGCCUGCUGCAGGCACCAGUGUUGGCGAUGGCCAGCACGAAAGGGCGGCGUUCGUGGAGCCUUUUGCGAAUCCUUUUGCUUGCCGGGGUUGUGAGCUUCGUUUGGACACGGACUCAUGAUCCGCCGCGUAACGACGAGAACGUAUUCUUCACAGAGGGUCGCAGCCCGCAAGGGUGGGAACGGGUCUUGAACCCGCUGCAAGACAACAUUCGCAAAAUCGUCGACCAGGCUUGGCCCGAACAGAACUUGGGAGAUGAUGCAAAAGCACUAGAUCUGCCGGAGUGGCUUUACAUUGAUAGAUGGGAUGAGCAUCACUUUCGGUCACAUCUCCGCUGGAUGUUCAAGCCGACGGCGCAGGGCAUCUUCAUAAGCCUUCUCUGUUUCCUCUUUCUGACUCUGUUGUUGUACGCCCUGGCCCUGGUCGCGAAGAUGGUCGGGAGCUUCUGCAGCCCUAAGGAGCGAGUCGGAGUCGAAGUCACAAGCCCUUCCGCUGCACUGUCCCAGCGGCUUCUGACCGAGGGCUUCGCCAGCCUUGAAACUGAGCUGCCACAGCUGAAACGCGAGCAGUGGGGCUUCAGCGGUGUUCGCGACUUCUUCGACUCUCUUUCGGUAAAGCUCGCCUUUAUUGCGCUCGACGUUUUUCUAGACUUCAACACGAUUGCCUCCUUGCUCGUCGCGAGGAGCUUCAAGCUCGCGGCCGGCAUGACUUUCAUCGUCGGACGCAGCACUCUGAAGCAGCUCCAGAACAUCCGUUCUUUCCGGGAGGCGCUAAAGGAGACCGUGAAGCUCGGAGUGCUGCACCAGACUUUGCUGGAGAUCUUUGAGGAGGAGAAGGGAGGCGAAGCCUUCCUGAGCUUGAUUUGGACAUCUUACAGCUAUGUCUUUUGUGUGCAAAGUGCGACGCAAGCAUUGAUUCAGAGCUUCAGCCUGGCACUGAGUGUCUAUGGCUUAGCCUCUUUUCUGGUAGACAAGUUGGACUUGAAGUACGAGGAUCAGGAUGGUACAGUCUCACCACUCCGCACCCUUGAGCGUGGUCGCAUCAUAGAGCUCUGA